Messenger RNA from Phytophthora infestans T30-4, 468 nucleotides. RefSeq lists its product as uncharacterized. The coding region runs from base 1 to 468 and encodes 155 amino acids. NCBI's taxonomy places the organism in Eukaryota, Oomycota, Peronosporomycetes, Peronosporales, Peronosporaceae. The transcript has 2 exons. The record is from RefSeq and is a predicted model, not a curated record.
AUGCGCUGGAUGGGGACCGGUAGCCGCUUCCAGAUGUACUGCGCAUUGCUACUGUCGGGCAGCCUCGUGUACCAGGCAGACGCCAGCGCCAACAUGAUCGAGGUGCUGGCUACGAGUGGGGCCAUUUGCAGUGCAUCAGCCACUGCGUUUUUCGGCGCCAAACGACUGUGUGACAAGGUGGUGACAGAUAUUGUGACGUGUCGAAAGAUGGGAGAUCCCGACGAGUUCGUGCGCGUGUCGGUCUUAAGCGUCGGCGUGAAGCAAGUGCUGACAGCUUCGCCUCAAGACUUUAAGCUGCUGGGGCAUGACGGGCAGGAUGCCUACAGUUUUGCGUUGGGUGGUCGAAGACUGCAAUUGGACACCUCCACAGGCGAGUGUGUGAAUCGUAGGGCGCUGGAUAUGUUGAUGCAGGGAAGACCGCUUGCUACUAGGAAAGUCAAGAAGGGCAAGAAGGGAUCGCGCAACUAG